Molecule: messenger RNA, 1029 nt
Organism: Mya arenaria
Lineage: Eukaryota; Metazoa; Mollusca; Bivalvia; Myida; Myidae
Product: 39S ribosomal protein L19, mitochondrial-like
Exons: 6
Coding region: 41-982 (313 amino acids)
Biological process (GO): translation
Cellular component (GO): mitochondrial large ribosomal subunit; ribosome
Molecular function (GO): structural constituent of ribosome
Source: RefSeq, a predicted model, not a curated record
UGUCAUCAAGCGUCUGUUACAUCUAGAUGAAAUAAGAAGAAUGCAAUCGACUAAAAUCAGCAAAUUAACCCCGGCAUUAUUGCCACUGAUUAGUGAUGGCUGCUUGUGUCCACGCCGCUGCUACCAGUCACACAGAAUCCGAAGCCAGACCCUUGAACGUCAUAGAACUUCUCCAUUGAACGCAGACAAAGAAAAAUAUGUACCAGAAACAUUGCAAAAUGUUGAUAAAAGACCUCCAAAUGCAAAAUUUUUGGAGCAAAAUCCGGAGUUCUUGCCAAGACCAGACUGGGCUUACCGAGAUCGGCUCUGUGAGAUGCUAGAAAGACGAGACAUGUACAGCCGGCGACGUAACAUCAUUAUACCCGAGUUCUAUGUUGGCAGCGUUCUGGCAGUAACAGUUGCAGACAAGAAUGAGCCAGGCAAGUCGUCCCGGUUUCUGGGCAUCUGUAUACAUAGAGAUGAUCCAGGCCUUCACCACAAGAUCAUCCUCAGAAAUAUCAUUGAUGGACAAGGUAUUGAGGUGAUGUAUGAGAUCUACAGCCCAGUUAUCCAAAAAAUUGAGGUUAUCCGACUUGAAAAGCGACUUGACAAAGAGCUCUUCUACCUGCGUGACUGCCCGCAUGAGUUUUCAUAUUUCCCCCAGGAUAUGGAGCCUGCUAUUAUUCACAAGGGCAUGGAUGUCCCUGUCAACCAACUCAAGGUUAAGCUGAACAUGCGUCCGUGGAGCCAGCGUUGGGAGAGGCAUGAACUGCAGGGGGUGGAGCCGUUCACGGGCUGGAAGGACAAGAAACAGAAGGACAAGAUUGAGAGGCUGAAAAACCAUCCUCAGGUGCAGAAGCCCUGGGAGAAACACGACAUCAUGAAACACUACAGAGAGUCCAUCAAUCCUGUGGACACUAAGAGCAUAUACGCUGAAGUUGAGGAGAACUCAAAAGACUGGAAAGUUAAGACUGAUCCUUCUGACACUAAAGAGGAUAAGUGAUUUAUAGUUAGGAUUUGUUUGUCUGUAAUAAAUGCUUUAUGACUUUU